Drosophila elegans is the source of this 2505-nucleotide messenger RNA. It is a transcript of the gene ACOX1, whose product is annotated as probable peroxisomal acyl-coenzyme A oxidase 1. Gene Ontology annotation, biological process: lipid homeostasis; fatty acid beta-oxidation using acyl-CoA oxidase. The transcript has 8 exons. Gene Ontology annotation, cellular component: peroxisome. Lineage: Eukaryota; Metazoa; Arthropoda; Insecta; Diptera; Drosophilidae. The record is from RefSeq and is a predicted model, not a curated record. The coding region runs from base 327 to 2336 and encodes 669 amino acids. Gene Ontology annotation, molecular function: acyl-CoA oxidase activity; fatty acid binding; FAD binding.
UCCAACAACAAUCGCCAGAGAAUAAUAAUUGUGCUAACGAUUAUUUCUACACCAAAGCUUACUUAUUACAUGUGUAUUUUCGCGGUUAAAGUUCAUGUCGUUGAAGAUUAGACUUCGAUUUAGAGGAUCGGCAGCACUAAUCUUAUCCAGCGGCGGAGCACUUGAAUCUGAACCAGAAUCUGCCCACAGAGCGCAGUUCGAAUUCCCCAGCAAUCAGUCAGUGCGCGUUAUUCUCCGAACAAAGACGUUUAGCGGUGGAUCGGUUAAUCCACAGUACAGAACCUGUUUACGUGACUUGAUUGCUUGAUUACUGCAUCGACAUAGAAAUGCCAGCAAAGGAAGUGAACCCCGACCUGCAGAAGGAGCGCAACACGGCCACCUUCAAUCCUCGCGAGUUCUCCGUUUUGUGGGCGGGCGGCGAGGAUCGUUUUCAGGAGAAGAAGACCCUGGAGAAACUGUUUUUGGAGGAUCCUGCUCUUCAGGACGACCUGCCCAUUUCAUAUUUGUCCCACAAGGAGCUCUAUGAACACAGUCUGAGGAAAGCCUGCAUUAUUGGGGAGAAGAUCCGCAAGCUGCGUGCAGAUGGCGAGGAUGGAGUGGAUACAUACAAUGCCCUGCUUGGUGGAUCCUUGGGAGCCGCAAUUUUGAAGGAGGGCAAUCCUCUUGCCCUGCACUACGUAAUGUUUGUGCCCACCAUCAUGGGCCAGGGAACAAUGGACCAGCAGGUGGAAUGGCUGAGCAAGGCCUGGGACUGCGAGAUUAUUGGCACCUAUGCCCAGACAGAACUGGGACACGGAACCUUCCUGCGCGGCCUGGAAACCCGGGCUGACUACGAUGCCAAAACCCAGGAGUUUGUGAUAAACACUCCAUCGCUUAGUGCCUACAAGUGGUGGCCAGGAGGAUUGGGACACACUGCCAAUCAUGCGGUGGUGGUGGCUCAGCUGUAUACCAAGGGCGAAUUCCGUGGUCUGGCUCCGUUUAUUGUCCAGCUGAGGGACUCCGACACGCACAGCCCAAUGCCUGGCAUUGAUAUUGGGGACAUUGGCACCAAGCUGGGCAUGAAGGGCGUAAACAAUGGCUAUUUGGGAUUGAAGAACGUUCGAGUGCCUUUGAACAACAUGCUGAUGAAGAACCAGCAGGUUCUGCCCGAUGGCACCUAUGUGGCGCCCAAGAACAGUGUACUCACCUACGGAACAAUGAUGUUUGUGCGUUGUGCUCUGAUCCGUGAUACCGCCCAGACUCUGGCCAAGGCAUCCACCAUUGCCACCAGGUACUCGGCUGUCCGCCGUCAGAGUCCCAUUGAUCCAAACCAGCCGGAGCCACAGAUCAUGGACCACACCACACAGCAGCUGAAGUUGUUCCCCCAGAUAGCCAAGGCCAUUGUGUUUAAGACCACGGGCGAUGGUAUCUGGAACAUGUACAAUGUGAUUUCGGGCGAGAUCGAGCAGGGAAACUUGGAUCGUCUGCCCGAGAUGCAUGCCCUGUCCUGCUGCCUGAAGGCCAUUUGCAGCGCUGAUGCCACCGCCGGCGUGGAGACGUGUCGCCUGUCCUGUGGUGGACAUGGUUACAUGGACUGCUCCAACUUCCCCACAAUCUACGGCAUGAGCACCGCUGUUUGCACCUAUGAGGGCGAGAACACAGUGAUGCUUCUGCAGACUGCCCGCUAUCUGGUGAAGGUUUAUGGCCAGGCUCUGAAUGGCGAAAAGCUGGUGCCCACUGUUUCCUACAUUAAUGAUGCUGUGAACCAAAAGAAGUUCGUUAACUUUGAUGGAUCAUUGGAGUCUAUUGUUAAGGCAUUCCAGUUCGUGGCUGCUAACAAAACCCGUAUUGCCUAUGAGCAGAUUGAACUGCGUCGCAAGCAGGGACAUGGAACUGAGGUGGCAGCCAAUCUUUGUGGCACCUUCUUGACAUCGGCGGCAGAUCUUCAUGGACGUGCCUUCCUGGCCCAGACUGCAUAUACGGAACUUCUGGCUCUAUCCCGCAAUGUCUCGCCUGCUCUGGCUGAUGUCCUAAAGGUGGUGCUGGAGCUUUAUCUGGUGGACGCCUGCCUCAACCGCAUUGGCGACUUCUUGCGGUUCAUUGAUUUGACCGAUAAUGAUGUCACGCAAUUGGAGGUUCGCCUAGAAAACUGCUUAAAGCGACUCCGUCCAAAUGCCGUCACACUAGUGGACAGUUUCGAUCUGCACGAUCGCGUACUCGAUUCCGCCCUGGGAGCCUACGAUGGCAACGUCUAUGAGCACAUCUUCGAGUCCACGAAGAAAAAUCCGCUGAACAAGGAGCCCGUGAACGGAGCAUUCCACAAGUACUUGAAGCCAUUCAUGAAGGCGCACCUUUAGAUUGCAACUUAUUAUUGUUACUAUUGUAAAUAUACCUAUAUGAUUGUAUUGUUUUCGUAUUCUACAACUGUUAUGCUUUGCAAUUGGUCUGAAAGACAUUAUUAAAGGCUUGUGCAGUUGAAACUAGGCUGUAAAAUUAUACACAAAUAAAAUAUUCUUCAAGAAAUAA